GCAGACUCUGAGAAGAAGAAAUUAGCAACUGAAACAAAGGCUCUAAUUAAGGUGCCUCUGUGACCAAGUCCUCCUGCCUUGAUGGAUUAUACACUCGAGCCUAACGUGACAGUUACUGACGACUACUAUCCUAAUACCAUCACAAGCCCCUGUGAUGGGGAACUCAUCCACAGAGAUAGCAAGUCACUUCUUGCCAUCUUUUACUGCAUCCUGUUUGUACUCGGUCUUCUGGGAAACAGCCUGGUCAUCCUGGUCCUUGUCAUCUGCAAGAAGUUAAGAAGCAUCACAGAUGUGUACCUCUUGAACCUGGCCCUGUCUGACCUGCUUUUUGUCUUCUCCUUUCCAUUUCAGACACACUAUCAGCUCUAUGAGUGGGUGUUUGGAACUAUAAUGUGCAAGGUGGUCUCUGGCUUUUAUUACAUUGGCUUCUUCAGCAGCAUGUUCUUUAUCACCCUCAUAAGCUUGGACAGGUACCUGGCAAUUGUCCACGCUGUGUAUGCCAUGAAAGUGAGGACAGCCAGGAUGGGCACAGCCCUGAGCUUGGUAGUAUGGCUGACUGCUAUCUUGGCCGCCAGCCCACUGCUAGUAUUUUACCAAGUGGCCUCUGAAGAUGGCAUCCUACAGUGUUAUUCAUCUUACAAUCAACAGACUUUGAAGUGGAAGUUCUUCAUUCACUUUGAAAUGAACAUCUUAGGCCUGUUGAUCCCCUUCACCAUCCUUCUGUUCUGCUACAUUAGUAUCCUGCUCCAGCUGAAGAAUUGCCAAAACCACAACAAGACCAAGGCCAUCAAGCUGGUGCUCACUGUGGUCAUUACAUCUUUACUCUUCUGGGUCCCAUUCAAUGUGAUCCUCUUCCUCACUUCCCUGCACAACAUGCACAUCUUGGAUGGAUGCGUCACGAGCCAGAGGCUGAUAUAUGCCACCCAUGUCACAGAAACCAUUUCCUUCACUCACUGCUGUGUGAACCCUAUCAUCUAUGCUUUCAUGGGUGAGAAGUUCAAGAAACAUCUCUCAGAAAUAUUUUGGAAAAUUUUCAACCACAUCUCCCUCUUCCUGGGGAGACAAAUCCCCAGAGAAAGCUGCGAAAGAUCAUCUUCUUUCCGUUCUGCAACCACGGACUACAUUUUGUGAGGAGUGUACCACAAAGUGGGCCUCUGCUUUCAUCACCACUCUUCUUUCAAAAGGAAAACAUGAUUUAUAUCAGAGUCU
Pteropus alecto (black flying fox) is the source of this 1209-nucleotide messenger RNA. RefSeq names its product C-C motif chemokine receptor 8 (gene CCR8). Gene Ontology annotation, cellular component: membrane. NCBI's taxonomy places the organism in Eukaryota, Metazoa, Chordata, Mammalia, Chiroptera, Pteropodidae. The record is from RefSeq and is a predicted model, not a curated record. Gene Ontology annotation, biological process: immune response; chemotaxis; positive regulation of cytosolic calcium ion concentration. Bases 82 to 1131 code for a protein of 349 amino acids. The transcript has 2 exons. Gene Ontology annotation, molecular function: C-C chemokine receptor activity.